GACGGAAGCAGCCUCUUUCCCCUCCUCUCCCCAAUCCCGCCCUUCCCGUGGUUACGCAAACACAAGGCCGGGCGGGAGAAGCCGGGCUUGGUGGAGAGCGCGAGGCGAGAGGCGCUCUCCGAAGGGGCCUCCAAGCGCCGGGGCGCUAGCGACGCCUUCUGCCCGGCCGGCCCGCGGAACCGCAUUUCAGCACCUUUUUUUGAUCAUGGACCGUAUGUAUGAAGAUGUGUCAGACUGUGAAGUGGAUCACUCUUUCUUCGAUAGUGACUUUGAAGAAGAUGCGGCGAGGAAAGGAGCAACAACAAAAACAGAUGAGAAGGGAAAUAGUGAGCACACACAAACGGAAGAUACGAUUACAGGCAAACCUGGCUUGAACACGGAAACCAAAGUGGUGGAGGAUAACUGUACUGAGGAAGAAGACAAGGCAAAUAAAGAUACAGAAUCUCAGGAGGGGGAGGAAUUAAUCAAUGGUGCUUGUGAUCCUGAAAAUGCUGUGUUGUCGUUAGCUUCUCUAAAUUCAGAAAAGGCAAGUACAUCUGGUAGGAUUUCAGCACAAGGUAAAGGAACGCAUGGAAAAAAUAUUUCCCCUCAAGUUGACCAAAGAGUUAAAGAAUCUGAGGAAAACUACUAUACAGAUGAAGAAGACAGUAGCGAUGACAGCAGAAACCAGAGGGUUAGACUUAAGUUGUCUAAGCAGUCUAAUAGUGCAAAGGUUAGCAAGAAUAUUGCAGUCAGUUCCUCCUCGUCUUCCUCCUCCUCACAUUGCCUAUCCUGUAGUUCUGAUACAGACUGCUCAGAUUCAGAUGGUUGCUUGUCAGACUCAUCCUGCUCUUCUUCAAAAAAGAAAAGCAAAUGUAGCUUGGCGCUUCUUUCUCUGAGACAAAAACCCAGCACAGGAAUUAAAUCGGUGGAAGUAAAACCCAAGCUUGGUGACUAUGCAGAAGAGUCUGAAGAUACUGUGACUGAUGUGACUCCUCUGUCAACUCCAGACAUCAGCCCCAUCCAGUCUUUUGAACUUGCAGCAUCUAAUGAUAAGAAACUAAAGGUUAAAAGACAAGAAAAUGUGAGCCAGGACUUAUAUGAACCCGACUUGGAUCACAAAUGUCAUCAAAAGGUCCUGCAAGAGGCUGUGGACUUGAAUCAUCUUUUGAAAGCUUUUCUGCAGCUGGAGAAAAAAGAACAACAGAAGCUGGUCUUGGAUCAGUCCUCUAUAGGGUCAAGGAAAAACUACUCUUUCACAAAUGAGGAAGUUCGACAAAUUGAUCGGGAGAACCAAAGGCUCUUAAAGGAAUUGACAAAGCACUCUGCAAAGCCCAGGAGCAAAAGUACCUCACUGAAGAAGCCUUCAGGCCCAGCACCUAAGAUGUACCACAGUGCCAUCAACAGGCAGAGAGAGCAGCAAAGGAUUGACAGAGAGAAUCUGGCUUUUUUGAAGAGGCUUGAAGCAGUGAAACCGACGGCUGGUAUGAGGCGCUCUGAACAGCUCAUGGACUAUCAGCGGCAGAUGAGUUACCUCAGUUCUGCUCCCUCUCCAAGGCGAGGGAAGUCUGCCUUAAGCCACCACAGCCCUUCUCGAGGUGCUUCGCGAGCAUCCAGCCACAGUGCAUCUAGUACCGUGAGUCGGAGAAGUGAAAGACCCGUUUAUGACUCUUCUAGUGGUGCCCUGCAGCGAUUGAAACCCACUAGUAUUCGUACUGCCUGGCUCUAAGUUAUUUGCACUUUGCCACCAGAUUUUUAGUUCUGAUGCAUUUGCAGAUUGCUGUAAAGGCUGUGCAAGAGUAUUGUAAUAUUCACUGUUGGUGAUUAAAGGACACUGGAAAGUGAUAUUAACUACAAACAGAUACAACACUGAUUAUUAUUGUUGUUGUUUUUUGAGCAAGCAAGAUCUUUACUAUAUGUGUUGGAUAAUAUCUUCCCAAUCAGUAUUUCUGCUAAUGAUAUAUUUGUAUAAGAAAAGUGGCACUGUAAAUCUGAAGUUCAGAUGUGAGGAGUAGAGGGUGGACUUGUAGCACUUUUGGACCAGUAUAAAAGUGUAAAAAAAAUGCAUUUCAUUUUUCAUUGUACAAUAAACAUUUGCAUUGGAUUAGUUGCUCAAUCUUUUGUUUCUUACAGUAUAGCUGCUGUUUUUAAUUUAGCACAGUCAAUUUAUGCAGUCUUCAAGGAGAAUUACAUCGCUGGUGUUCAGUAUAAUUAUUUAUGAGGUCUUGUGGAAAUGGUAGAGUGACGAUAUGCAGUACAAUUCAACUCCGUUUCUUUCUGGUGAUUCUUGAAAUGGUUCUGUUUGGCUGAGUGCUUUCAGAUGAGCUUAUGUUUUGCUGCUGCUUCCGUGUCACAUUCCAAGAAUGAUUUUUGAUCAGGUCUCCAUGCGUAAUACUGAGAAAUGUUAUCUUUAAAUGUUUUAAUAUUACAUGUAUCCAGUAGCAGUCAGAAUGGAGGGAUGGAGGUGCUUACAUGACCUUCCCCUUGCAUUGCUGUGCCCUUAUCAGGAGGGGCAAGACAAAGGCGUACCUGAUGCGGUGUGAACACGCUGGCAGGAGCACCAGAUGUGUUUGCACUCCACAGGCCAUCUUGUUUCUCUGCCUCCUCGUAAGGUGCAACCAUGCAGGUGACGGGAGGUAAGCACCACCAACUUUCUAUGCUGACCCUUACUACUUAUAACUUAAGCAGUGCAUUUGGUUUUAUCCAUUGUCUCCCGUUAAAGCUUGGCAAACCUUUUGUUAAUUAAAUGAAGCUCUCCUUUUUGUGGAUUAAACUCAAUUUUGACAGCGAUUUUAAUGUCUUAAGCAGUAAACAUUAGACAAUGGUGUGGAAAAGAGUAGCCUCUGUGAACUAAAGCUCUCUUAUUGACCUUGCAAUGUAACUAACGUUUCAGUAGCUCUGCCAGUGUGAAGUAUAUGCACAAUUAUGCUGAUUGAAUGGUUCUUUAUGUAGAGUUUCACUGUUUCUUGAAUGAAGUACAAAUGAGCAAGCCAUCUUCUGGUUGCACUGUUUUUUAAAAAAAAACUACUAAGCACUUUUAAACCUUUCCGUGACUUUUUUCUCUUCAUAGAAAGCACAGUGUGUGCUAGCUUUAAACUGUAUCAUCUUAAAUGUUUUACUUGAUUGAUUAUGGAAGACAUGAAACUUGUAUGUCACUCUUUUUAAAGCUUUAAGUAAAUGAUUAAUUGAA
Molecule: messenger RNA, 3169 nt
Organism: Podarcis muralis (Common wall lizard)
Lineage: Eukaryota; Metazoa; Chordata; Lepidosauria; Squamata; Lacertidae
Gene: CFAP97
Product: cilia and flagella associated protein 97
Biological process (GO): spermatogenesis
Source: RefSeq, a predicted model, not a curated record